Messenger RNA from Dermacentor andersoni, 705 nucleotides. The record is from RefSeq and is a predicted model, not a curated record. Lineage: Eukaryota; Metazoa; Arthropoda; Arachnida; Ixodida; Ixodidae.
CAGCAGCAGGCCCUCCAGAUGCGGAGCCAGCCGUGCGACAGCAUUGCAGGACUUGCAGCGCGCAGCCCCCAGGCCGCCUGUCCGCAAGUGCCGCCUCAGGCACUCCCGCCGCCGCCCCCUUACCCGGGCUACAAGCCCAACACGCUCAACACCAAGACGCUGCUGCCGUACAACGUGACCCCGCCGCGGCCCAAGGGUCCCACGGAGGCCGAGAAGAAGAUCGAGGCCCUCAUGCGCCAGAUCGAAGACGAGCUCGAGCAGAACCCGCCGGAGGGAGAGUUUUUCGGUAUCUGCCAUACAUGUGGUGAAAAGGUGACAGGUGCUGGCCAGGCCUGUCAAGCAAUGGGCAACCUCUACCACACUAACUGCUUCAUCUGCUGUUCAUGUGGGCGUGCUCUGAGAGGCAAAGCAUUCUAUAACGUACAUGGCAAGGUGUACUGUGAAGAGGACUACCUGUACUCUGGCUUUCAGCAAACUGCAGAGAAGUGUGCAGUGUGUGGACACUUGAUUAUGGAAAUGAUUCUGCAAGCAAUGGGGAAGUCUUACCAUCCUGGCUGUUUCCGCUGCACAGAACUACAAGCCUGGUCCGCUUUCAAGAAAGCAUUCGCGGAAUCCUUCACCGCCCGGCCCUGCAAAAACUCCGUGCUGAACAGCGUCUACGUCGGCGUGCUCAACAGCCCGGCGAGACUUACACAAGCUGCAUAG